GAGACGAACAUAGGGGCGAUGGACCGCUUCUGGACUCUAUGAAGAGUCGAAUCAUAACUUUCUCAAACAGAGGACGCAACGUGGGGAAAAUACAGCGGGCAAUUUUGCUCCAACUUCAUUCGGGAGAGGUGGUGGAGUGGUUGCCAUGGUGGAUAAAAUGUCAAGUUUCCUUCACAUUGGGGACGUGUGCUCCCUUUAUGCAGAAGGGUCCACAAGUGGCUUCAUAAGCACACUGGGGUUGGUUGAUGACCGAUGUGUCGUCCAGCCAGACACAGGGGACCUGAACAACCCACCCAAGAAAUUCAGGGACUGUCUGUUCAGACUAUGUCCCAUGAACAGAUACUCAGCACAGAAACAGUUCUGGAAAGCUGCCAAACCUGGUGGAACAAGCACCACAGAAACAGUUCUGCUCAACAAACUCCAUCAUGCUGCUGACUUAGAGAAGAAACAAAAUGAAUCCGAGAACAAAAAGCUUUUAGGAACAGUUAUUCAGUAUGGCAAUGUCAUCCAGCUCCUCCAUCUUAAGAGCAAUAAGUAUCUAACAGUGAAUAAGCGUUUGCCGGCUCUCCUGGAGAAGAAUGCCAUGCGUGUGACUCUGGAUGCUGCUGGAAACGAAGGCUCCUGGUUCUACAUCCAGCCCUUCUACAAGCUCCGCUCCAUAGGAGACAAUGUGGUCAUUGGAGAUAAGGUUGUGUUAAACCCUGUCAACGCUGGACAACCACUUCAUGCCAGUAGCCAUCAGCUCGUAGACAAUCCAGGAUGCAAUGAGGUAAAUUCAGUGAACUGCACCACCAGCUGGAAAAUAGUUCUCUUCAUGAAAUGGAGUGACAACCAGGAGGUUGUCUUGAAAGGUGGUGACGUGGUGAGGCUGUUCCAUGCCGAGCAGGAGAAAUUUCUAACAUGCGAUGAACACAGAAAAAAACAGUACGUCUUCCUGCGCACAACCGGACGGCAGUCCGCCACCUCUGCCACAAGCAGCAAAGCACUCUGGGAGGUGGAGGUUGUUCAGCAUGAUCCCUGCAGAGGGGGGGCAGGCUACUGGAACAGCCUCUUCAGGUUCAAGCACCUGGCAACCGGCCAUUACCUUGCUGCAGAGGUAAAUCCAGACUAUGAGGAAGAAUGCCUGGAGUCCCGUUCCUCUCUGGACUCCGAGCAGGAAGUGAUGCGGGCACGUGCACGUGCACGUAACCCGCAGGAUAAGGUCAUGUACACACUGGUGUCUGUUCCUGAUGGCAAUGACAUCUCAUCCAUCUUUGAGCUCGACCCCACCACACUGCGAGGGGGAGACUCACUUGUGCCGAGAAACUCAUACGUGAGGCUCAGACAUCUCUGCACCAAUACAUGGGUCCACAGCACCAACCAACCAAUAGACAAAGACGAAGAGAAGCCAGUCAUGCUAAGAAUAGGAACUUCUCCUUUGAAAGAAGAUAAAGAGGCCUUUGCUAUAGUGCCAGUGUCUCCAGCAGAGGUCCGAGAUCUGGAUUUUGCCAAUGAUGCCAGUAAAGUGUUGGCGUCCAUAGCAGCUAAACUUGAGAAGGGGACCAUCACCCAGAAUGAGAGGAGGUCAGUGACGAAGUUGCUGGAGGAUCUGGUGUAUUUUGUGGUGGACAUUCCCAGCAGUGCUCAAGAUGUGCUGGAGAUCACAGUCAACAAACCCAACAGAGAGCGACAAAAACUUAUGAGAGAGCAGAACAUACUUAAACAGAUAUUCAAGCUCUUGCAGGCCCCUUUCACCGAUAGUGGCGAUGGUCCUAUGCUGCGAUUGGAUGAGCUUGCGGAUCAACGCCACGCCCCCUUUCGUCACAUCUGUCGCCUUUGCUACCGAGUCCUGCGUCAUUCACAGCAGGACUAUCGUAAAAAUCAGGAGUACAUAGCAAAGCAGUUCCGCUUUAUGCAGAAACAGAUCGGAUAUGAUGUGCUUGCUGAAGACACCAUCACAGCCCUGCUGCACAACAACAGAAAGCUACUGGAGAAGCACAUCACAGCAGCUGAGAUAGACACAUUUGUGAACCUGGUUCGCAAGAACAGAGAGCCAAGAUUUCUGGACUACUUGUCUGAUCUUUGUGUGUCCAUGAAUAAGUCCAUCCCUGUUACGCAAGAGCUCAUCUGUAAUGCUGUGCUGGAUCAAGCCAAUGCUGACAUCCUCAUUGACACCAAGCUUGUGCUGUCACGGUUUGAAGUGGCAGGGGCAGUCCUCGGAGAGAAUGCUGAAGAAGAGGAGGAAGAUGAAGAGGAGGUUUGGUUGUUCUGGAAAGAUAGCAGAGGAGAGGUGAAGAGCAAGAGUAUUCGAGAACUCGCACAGGAUGCCAAAGAUGGACAUAAAGAAGACCAGGAAGUUAUCAAUUAUUACAGGUAUCAACUCAAUUUAUUUGCUCGGAUGUGUCUGGAUCGACAGUAUUUGGCCAUCAACAAGAUUUCAGCACAGCUGGAUGUGGAUUUAAUCCUGCGCUGCAUGUCAGAUGAGGAUUUGCCCUUUGACCUCAGGGCAUCUUUUUGUCGCUUGAUGUUGCACAUGCAUGUAGACCGUGAUCCUCAGGAGCAGGUGACGCCUGUCAAAUACGCUCGACUGUGGUCUGAAAUCCCUUCACAAAUUGCCAUUGAUGAUUAUGAUAAUGACGGGACGUCACGUGAUGAGGUAAAGGAGCGCUUCUCUCAGACGAUGGAGUUCGUGGAGAAUUACCUGCGGGAUGUUGUGGGCCAGAGUUUCCCGUUCUUAGACAAAGAGAAAAACAAGCUUACUUUUGAGGUGGUGAAUCUGGCAAGAAACCUGAUUUAUUUUGGUUUCUAUAACUUCAGUGAUCUGCUGAGGUUGACAAAAAUCCUGCUAGCCAUCCUAGACUGUGUCCAUAUCAGCACUCCAUUUCCCAUCAAGCUCGACAGAGAACCUGGCAAAGGGAGUAAUGUGAUGAGAUCUAUCCACGGGGUGGGAGAGCUGAUGACUCAGGUGGUGUUGAGGGGCGGAGGGUUUCUUCCAGCUACACCUCACAACCCUCCUGGCAGAGGUGAAGCUAAGAGCCAAACUGAACCUCAGAAACAAGACAUACUGGUGAUGGACACCAAACUCAAGAUCAUCGAAAUCCUGCAGUUUAUUUUGAAUGUACGCUUGGACUACAGGAUCUCCUGUCUGUUGUGCAUCUUUAAGACAGAGUUUGAUGAGAGCACAUCUCAGACAGAGCCAUGUAUAAACCAAGACUCUCCUGCCAGUGUUCAAGGGGCGCUGGACUUUGAGCAUAUCGAGGAGCAGGCAGAGGGGAUUUUCGGAGGAAGUGAGGAGAACACUCCAUUAGAUCUUGAUGAUCACGGUGGCCGUACAUUUUUGAGAGUCCUGCUUCACCUCACCAUGCACGAUUAUCCACCGCUGGUGUCACGAGCUCUACAUCUCCUGUUCCGACACUUCAGCCAACGCCAGGAGGUCUUACAGGCCUUCAAGCAGGUUCAACUGUUGGUGACAAGUCAGGAUGUGGAGAACUAUAAGCAGAUCAAAUCAGAUCUGGACCAGCUGAGGUCUAUAGUAGAGAAAUCAGAGCUGUGGGUGUAUAAAAGACAGGGCUCAGAUUCAGGAAUGGACGCAGGGAACGUCACCAAUGAAGCUCACCACAAGGGUGAGAAGAACUCCAGUAGAUCAGACAAACCCAAAGCAGAGAGCACUAGCAGCACAAACUACAGAGUUGUGAAGGAGAUCUUGCUGAGGCUCAGUAAACUGUGUGUCUUGGAGGGAAUCUCGGGAAAGAAGAACAAGAAACAACAGCAGCGGCUUCUUAGAAACAUGGGAGCUCACAGUGUGGUUCUGGAACUUCUGCAGAUCCCUUACGAGAAGGGGGAAGAUGUUCAGAUGCAGGAGAUAAUGACUUUAGCCCAUCAGUUCCUGCAGAACUUCUGUGCCGGAAACCAGCAGAACCAAGCGCUGCUACACAAACAUAUUAACCUGUUCCUCAACCCCGGGAUUCUGGAGGCAGUCACCAUGCAGCACAUCUUCAUGAAUAAUUUCCAGCUGUGCAGUGAGAUUAAUGAACGUGUGGUGCAGCACUUUGUGCACUGCAUCGAGACGCAUGGCCGCAGCGUCCACUACCUCAAGUUCCUGCAGACCAUCGUGAAGGCUGAAAACAAAUUCAUCAAGAAAUGCCAAGACAUUGUCAUGGCUGAGCUGGUGACGGCAGGUGAGGAUGUGCUAGUCUUCUAUAAUGAUCGAGCAUCUUUUCAGUCAUUGGUUCAAAUGAUGCGUCUUGAGAGGGAGCGUCUUGAUGAAAACAGUGCGCUCAGGUAUCAUAUCCACUUAGUGGAGCUGCUGGCUGUUUGCACUGAAGGAAAAAAUGUCUACACUGAGAUCAAGUGUAACUCACUGCUCCCCCUUGAUGAUAUUGUACGUGUUGUCACACAUGAGGACUGCAUUCCUGAGGUGAAGGUGGCCUAUGUGAACUUCCUGAACCACUGUUAUGUGGAUACAGAGGUUGAAAUGAAGGAAAUCUACACCAGCAAUCACAUGUGGAAACUCUUUGAUGAUUUCCUGGUGGACAUCUGCAGAGUUUGCAAUAACACGAGUGACCGUAAGCACGCAGACACGGUUUUGGAGCACUACGUAACGGAAACCAUCAUGAGCAUCGUCACAACCUUCUUCAGCUCACCGUUCUCAGACCAGAGCACAAGCUUGCAGACUCGGCAGCCUGGUUGUGGCACUGCUGCAGGGAAGUGUUCGGUGUAUCACUGCAAACCUGGCUGCUCCCGAGUCAGAAGGAAACUGAGAGGCCUGGCAUCAAAGUGGCUGAGAGUACCGUGCCUCGGUAGCGGAGUGGACUGCGUGCGCGGCAGCAGCACAGUCUCGCUUUUAACGACAGGAGUUCGACUCCGCGCUAAAGGUAGGGCAAUAGCCAUUCCAGUGGAUCUGGACUGUCAGGUGAAUAAUCUGUUUAUGAAGUCCAACAACAUAGUGCAAAAAACAGCCCUCAGUUGGAGACAGUCCGUCCGCAAUGCUACACAAAGAGAUUCUGUCCUGACCACCUCCAGAGACUACCGCAACAUCAUCGAAAGACUUCAGGAUAUUGUGUCUGCUCUGGAGGAACGGUUGAGACCUCUGGUUCAGGCUGAGCUGUCUGUACUGGUGGAUGUUCUUCAUCGUCCAGAACUGCUGUUCCCAGAGCACACUGAAGCUCACCGCAAGUGUGAGAGUGGAGGAUUUAUCUGCAAGUUGAUAAAACACACCAAGCAACUACUGGAGGAGAAUGAAGAAAGGCUUUGCAUCAAAGUCCUACAGACACUGAGAGAGAUGAUGACCAAAGACAGAGGAUACGGGGAGAAGCUCAUGGGAUUUGAUGAUGAGAUGGAUGUCACGGAGGUGGUGGAUGACAGUCUGCCACCCAAACAGCUGGAAGAACGGAGGAGGGGGGAAGCGUUGCGGCAGCUGCUUGUCAAUCGUUACUAUGGCUUCAAAAGUGGUGGGAGGAGGGAGAGUCUGACUACCUUCUGUAACCCCGCCCUGACCCCUGUAGGACCAAUCAAGAACCAGCCUGGGGGUUUGAGCAGGGCUGAGAUGUCAUUGAUGGAGGUGCAGUGUCAUCUGGACCGUGAGGGGGCGUCUGACCUGGUCAUCGAUCUCAUUAUGAAUGCAACCAGUGACCGUGUCUUUCACGAGAGCAUCCUAUUGGCCAUUGCACUGCUGGAGGGAGGGAACACCACCAUACAGCAUUCCUUCUUCAAACGUUUAACAGAAGACAAAAAUUCAGAAAAGUUUUUUCGAGUUUUUUAUGAUCGAAUGAAAGCUGCUCAGCUGGAGAUCAAAGCCACAGUUACAGUCAACACCAGUGACCUUGGCAACAAACGUCGUGAUGACAGUGCUCCAGACAAAGAUACCCCACAACGUCGAAGAGGAAAAGAUUCAGGUAUCGUGGUGACGGAUGAUGCUUGUGAGCAGCUCUUGGAGGCAUCUGCUGUGACUAAAAAGGCCUUUAGUUCAUAUCGGCGAGAUGCUGAUCCUGAAGAGGCUUUCGCCACUGCUGAUGGAGACAAAGGGGGCGGAGAUAAAGGAACGGAGCAGGGGGAGAUGAGCCCCGUCAUUCUCAUCAUGCAACCAAUCCUGCGCUUCUUACAGCUACUGUGUGAGAACCACAACCAAAACCUGCAGAACUUCCUUCGUUGUCAGAACAAUAAGAACAACUAUAACCUGGUGUGUGAGACCCUGCAGUUUCUGGACUGUAUCUGUGGCAGCACAACAGGAGGUCUUGGGCUUUUAGGUCUCUAUAUCAACCAGCACAAUGUGGCUCUUAUUAAUCAAACUGUAGAGAGUCUCACUGAAUACUGUCAAGGACCUUGUCAUGAUAACCAGAAUUGCAUCGCCACCCAUGAGUCAAAUGGCAUAGACAUCAUUAUUGCCUUGAUUUUGAAUGAUAUUAACCCCCUGGGCAGAAAACGAAUGGACCUGGUUCUGGAACUAAAGAAUAAUGCAUCUAAGCUGCUACUGGCCAUCAUGGAGAGUCGCCAUGACAGUGAGAACGCUGAAAGAAUCCUGUACAACAUGAGACCGAAAGAACUGGUGGAGGUGAUGAAAAUGGCCUACCAGCAGGGGGAGACUGAGUUUGAGGAUGAAGAACAGGAGAAUGGAGAAGACCAUGCUGCCUCACCCCGCAACGUUGGACACAACAUUUAUAUCCUUGCACAUCAGCUGUCCCGUCACAAUAAGGAGUUGCAAUUACUACUGAAACCAAGCGGAGAGGACCAGGCCCUGGAGUAUUACACUAAACACACAGCACAAAUAGAGAUAGUCCGCCAGGAUCGCACUAUGGAGCAGAUAGUGUUCCCUGUACCAAACAUCUGCUCAUUUCUGACCAACGAGUCUAAGCUGCGUGUGUAUUACGGCACCGAGAGAGACGAGCAGGGCAGCAAAAUCAAUGAUUUCUUCUUGCAUGCAGACAAUCUAUUCAAUGAGAUGAGAUGGCAAAAGAAACUGAGAGCUCAGCCAGUUCUGUACUGGUGCAGCCGGAACAUGUCGUUCUGGAGUAAUGUUUCUUUUAACCUGGCUGUUCUCAUUAAUCUGUUGGUGGCGUUCUUUUACCCUCUGGAUGGCACGAGCGACAGUCCACUGGAUCCCUCUCUUUCUCUCCUGCUGUGGGUGUGUUUGUUGGGGUCAUUGGGUUUCGUUCUGAUGUCACCGAGGCCAAACGCAGUGAGAGUUCUCGUCAUCUCCACCGUUCUGCAGCUCGGGUUCUCUGUGGGACUGCAGCAUAUGCUCACGCUUCUGGGAACUUUUAAUGUGUGUAAUAAGAUAGUGUUCAUGUUGAGCUUCGUGGGUAACCGUGGGACAUUUACCCGUGGUUACCGGGUAAUGGUGAUGGACAGAGAGUUCCUGUUUCAUCUGCUGUAUCUUCUCAUCUGCACACUGGGACUUUUUGGACACGUCUUCUUUUAUAGUCUACUGUUGUUUGACCUGGUGAACAGGGAGGAGACUCUGUUGAACGUCAUCAAGAGUGUCACUCGAAAUGGCCGUUCCAUCGUGCUGACAGCUGUCCUGGGCCUGAUCCUGGUCUAUCUCUUCUCUAUUGUGGGUUAUAUGUUCUUUAAAGAUGACUUUAUUCUGGAAGUAAAUCGCAUCCCAAACAGCACCCUGGAAGAGGGGGUUCAUCUGGCCUCCAGUUUUCUGCCUGAGGGGGUCUGCAGUUCAAAAAAUGGAUCAUGUCUGUCUGUGGAUGUUGAUGAAGAUGAUGUAGAGCGUGCGUGUGAUUCUCUAUGGAUGUGUAUGAUUACUGUGUUGAGUCAUGGUCUCAGAAGUGGUGGUGGAGUUGGAGAUGUUCUGCGCAAACCAUCCAAAGAGGAGCGUCUGUUUGCCGCACGGGUCGUGUACGACCUGCUGUUCUUCUUCCUGGUGAUCAUCAUCGUGUUAAAUCUGAUCUUUGGUGUCAUCAUUGACACGUUCGCUGACCUCAGAAGUGAAAAGCAAAGAAAAGAGGAAGUCCUGAAGACCACGUGCUUCAUCUGCGGUCUGGAGAGAGAUAAGUUUGAUAACAAAACAGUGACAUUUGAGGAGCACAUCAAGGAAGAGCACAACCUGUGGCACUAUCUGUUCUUCAUCGUUCUGGUGCGGGUCAAGGACUCCACGGAAUACACAGGCCCGGAGAGCUACGUUGCUCAGAUGAUCAAGGAGCACAAUCUGGACUGGUUUCCACGUAUGAGAGCCAUGUCACUGGUCAGCAGUGAUGGUGAGGGUGAACAGAACGAACUGCGCAGUCUGCAGGAGAAACUGGAGUCCACAAUGAGACUGGUGUCCAAUCUGACCAAUCAGCUCACUGAACUCAAAGAGCAGAUGACUGAACAGAGGAAACACAAGCAGCGGAUUGGUCUGCUGGGAAACCCCGCCCACUUCAACAUCAAUCCACAGCAGCCAGCGUGAGAGGCCUCUAAGGACAGACUGACAUAAGUGAGCAUCAAGCUUGUGUGCACAUUUACAAUGGAAGCGCAUACCAACGCAGCUGUAUAAACGGUGUGCUUAGCAUGAAAUGUAGUUGACUCCCCUGAGAAGUGUAAACACCGGAGUACGCGUUCUGACUUGGCAACGUUGGCUCAAGUUUGAGGUAUGACCAUCUGUCGCAUAACCAGUGCCACACGGGGGAGUGUUCUGUUUGGUGAUGCUAGCGGCACAGAAAUGACACACACUACCUUAAAUUUGUCAUCAGUGUGCACUUAAGUCACUUGAUGACAUUUGCGCUUUAUUGCUGGCAUGGGUGCUGUACUAUCAUUUUAAUUUUAAGCACUGACGUUACACUUUAUAUAAAUGUUGCACUGUGUUCGAGUAUUAUAGGAUCCUUUCACAUCAUCAUACUAUCAAGGGUUUGUCAGAAAUGUCCUUUCAGUUUUCCUUCCACCUUUUUAUAACUAAUAAUGGACUGUUUGAGUUUUUUAUAUCAUGUGUGAAAUUUCAAUAUUUUUGUGUGUAUUUAUUUUGACUUGCAGAUGGGACUAUUUUAAGAGAUUUUAUUACCAGGAUUGGCAUCCGUGCAAAAGAAGAAUAAAACCUACAUAUUCAAAUU
Messenger RNA from Triplophysa rosa, 9011 nucleotides. RefSeq names its product inositol 1,4,5-trisphosphate receptor, type 1a (gene itpr1a). Lineage: Eukaryota; Metazoa; Chordata; Actinopteri; Cypriniformes; Nemacheilidae. The transcript has 62 exons. Gene Ontology annotation, biological process: calcium ion transmembrane transport. Gene Ontology annotation, cellular component: membrane; endoplasmic reticulum. Gene Ontology annotation, molecular function: inositol 1,4,5-trisphosphate-gated calcium channel activity; inositol 1,4,5 trisphosphate binding. The coding region runs from base 146 to 8374 and encodes 2742 amino acids. The record is from RefSeq and is a predicted model, not a curated record.